This is a messenger RNA of Oryctolagus cuniculus (rabbit), 3148 nucleotides long. RefSeq names its product bile acid-CoA:amino acid N-acyltransferase. Lineage: Eukaryota; Metazoa; Chordata; Mammalia; Lagomorpha; Leporidae. The record is from RefSeq and is a predicted model, not a curated record. Gene Ontology annotation, biological process: fatty acid metabolic process; acyl-CoA metabolic process. Gene Ontology annotation, molecular function: fatty acyl-CoA hydrolase activity. Gene Ontology annotation, cellular component: peroxisome.
CUGGAAGAGAGCAGUUAUAAAACCCUCACCAUGUGAUUCUUGCUUUCUAUUCACGCUACCAUUUGCCAUCUGCUGCUCACCAGAGAUAGGACCUGCAUUGUGCCAUUUGGACCUUCAGCCUCCAAAACUUUUGCUGAAGAUUCUUUAAGAAUCAUCCAAGGUGCCACACUGCAAAAAUGGUUCAGCUGACAGCCACCCCUCUAAGUGCACUUGUUGAUGAGCCAGUGCAUAUCCGAGCCACAGGCCUGACUCCUCUUCAGUUGGUGGUCUUUCAUGCAUCCUUGGAAGAUGAAGUGGGGAAUCUCUUUUAUUCACGGGCCUUCUACAGGGCCAAUGAAGUUGGUGAGAUAGACUUAGAUCAUGCUGCUGCACUUGGAGGUGACUAUAAGGGAGUGCACCCCAUGGGACUCUUCUGGUCACUCAAGCCUCAAAAACUAGUAACAAGACUGCUGAAAAGAGAUGUGAUGACUAGCCCCUUCCGGGUCCAGAUAAAACUCUAUGACAGACAUUUACCAAUAGAAACCAAAACCAGCGAAGCACCAAAGGCCAGCGUGACUUUGGAAAGGUGGUAUGUGGCACCGGGUGUCACACGAAUCCCGGUCCGAGAAGGCCGUCUUCGGGGAACCCUCUUUGUGCCUUCAGGAGAGGGCCGUUUCCCAGGAGUGAUUGACAUGUAUGGCGCUAGCGGUGGGCUGCUUGAGUUCCGAGCCAGUCUCCUGGCCAGUCGUGGAUUUGCCUCCUUGGCUUUGGCUCACUGUGGCUUUGAAGACCUGCCACCCCAGCCAGACAAAGUAGACUUGGAGUAUUUUGAGGAAGCUGCCAACUUCCUCCUGAAGCAUCCUAAGGUCCUUGGCCCAGGCAUUGGGAUAGUCUCUGUGUGCAGAGGAGCAGAGAUUGGACUCUCCAUGGCUAUUCAUCUAAAGCAAGUCACAGCCACUGUACUUAUCAAUGGGCCCAACUUUAUUUUUAGUAUUCCACAUAUAUAUCGUGGUCAGAUCCUUAAGCCCAGACCCCACUCUGUACAAUCAAUAUCCAUCAAUGCCUUAGGUUUUGUAGAGUUUUAUAGUAUUUUCGAUGAAAGUGGGCCUGAGACUAGUCAGUCUUGUCUUCCCAUCGAAAAGGCCAGGGGACCUUUCCUCUUUAUUGUAGGAGAAGAUGAUAAGAAUGUCAAUGGCAAAGUAUUUGCUAAGCAAGCUACAGAACAGCUGAAGAGACAUGGGAAAAACAACUGGACCCUGCUGUCCUACCCUGGGGCAGGCCACAUGAUAGAGCCUCCCUAUUCCCCACUGUGCUGUGUCUCAGGGAUUGCCAAUGUAUGUUCAGCUAUACACUGGGGAGGAGAGGUGGUCCCACAUGCAGCUGCACAGGAACAUUCUUGGAAGGAGAUCCAGAAAUUUCUCAGGAAGCACCUCACGCCAGUGAUACCCAGUCAAAUCUGAGAAGAGAAGGUUUUCAGGGAUACAUGUAUAAAUCUCCUUAUUAGAAACUUCUCUCAAUUUUAACAGAGGAAUGUCUUUUAUCUGUUAUUGUAAGAAGGAAGACAAAAGGAAUGGGCAUAGAAAUGUCCUGAAUUUUGGAAGGGAAAUAUGUUUUCACCUCACCAAGCAUCAGACACUGAGUCAUACAGUUGUAGCUAUGAACCUGGAGCUCUAGCAGCCCUAAAAUAUCAUAAAGCAAUUCUCAAUCAUAGUGAUUCUCAAUCAUAGUGAUUCUCAAUCAUAGCAAUUCUCAAUCAUAGUAAUUCUCAAUGAUAGCAGUUCUCAAGGGGAAACAGUGAAUCACAGAAUUUUCUGGGUUAUACAAUGGACAUGAAGAGAAUCAGAUACUGACAUUUGUCGUUUUCCUAAAACUCAGAUAUACGUAGACCUCUCAUCUCUCUUUGAAAUUAUGCUUGCAGCUCAUGAUUACCUCAUUGUUCUUGGAAAACUAGAACUGCAUUGCCAGUAUUUUAGGGCAAUAUGAAAGCUUUACAGAUGUAAGAUCGCUGAAUCAGCCUACAAACAAUAAUUCAGCAGGAGCCAUGUGUGUGUGUCUAAACAUGUCCAUUUUGGCACUUCCAGCAAUGAGCAUGGAGCAAUCUGAGAAGCACACGAUUGCAGUUUGGGAAGCAGCCACGAUAAUGUGAAUGGUGUCCUUCUAGGAUAGAGGCUUGCACACUUUUUCUAUUAAGGACUAGGUAGUAAAUAUUUUUGACUUCACAGUCUACAAGGUUCCUUUCACUAAAUUUUAUUUAUGGACACCAAAAUGUACAUUUCAUAUAAUGUUUACAUGUCACAAUAUUGUAAUUUUGUUUUUAUUUUUUUCUCUAAGCAUUUCCAAAUAUAGAAGCUAUUCCUAGCCCACUGGCAGCACAACAAUAGACUCCAAUUUCUGUUUGGCUCUCAGUUGCAUAAUCUGAUAGACCUGAGUAUCCAGCAAUUUAAAAGACCUUGUCCAAGGUCAAAUUUGAAGUGUCUUUUCUAAUGGGCAAGUCAUAGCCCAAAUAUUCCUGAACUAUUGAAUCGCAGUCAGUGGAUAAUCAAGGUGAAGAUGAACCAGUAGACAUGUAUUUUAAAUCAUUUGUAGACAGGAUCAGAAGCCAGUGAGGAUUUAGAGUAGUGGAAGUAACAGAAGGACUCUUCAGUUGCAUCUGCCUAAACCCUCUCCUCUGCUUUCUGAUACUCUGUCUGUUUAAAGUAGAGAUAUACUGUGUGGUUGAAAUGGAAUUAAUAGCCUUCCUCCUCUCUUCUAGAACUGAUCACAUUUCACAUACAGUCUUGGUCAAUUAGAACACCUCACUAGAAUGAUUAUGUAAUUGGAUGACUAAUACCUCUGGUACAGUGUUAUGUAAUAGUUGUCAUUGUGAGCAUCAUUUUCUUUUCUCCUUUUGUGGGCUUUAGAAAGAAUGUCUCUGACUGUGAGGUGUGAUGUCAGUGUGUGACCUGUUAUAUAUCCUGCAAUAUAUAAUUUAUGGAAGUUUUUUAAAACCGUGAAUGUCUGAGGAUUUUUCCUAGUACUCUUUUGGGAUCACUAGAAAUGUUUCUAUCGCCUGUCUCUGAAUAUCUAUUAAAAAGAAAAAUGAGUUUUAUAGUCAAUAAUUUUUGCAUUUGUGAAAUAAAAGUCAUUAUGAUGUAUUGUAUUGUUAAUAAUAAAUGAGAUUGAAUUGUCA